Molecule: messenger RNA, 834 nt
Organism: Acanthoscelides obtectus
Lineage: Eukaryota; Metazoa; Arthropoda; Insecta; Coleoptera; Chrysomelidae
Source: the annotation of a GenBank genome assembly
AUGAUAAAAUUCGUACCAGAAGACACGACUGCACAGCCCCCACGCAAGGUACGUGUUACCCCCAUCGUUCUUCGUGAUGCUUCGAGAUGGCGAGGCGUAAAUCACAAGUUUAUUUCCUUGGGCAUCAAAUUCGAACGCGCGGUUGCCGUCGAUGCAGGAAUCAGGAUAAUUCCCAAGUCCGAGGAUGAUUACCGCAGGAUUAUUCGUCUCUUCAGGGAGGAAGAGGUGCCCCAUCACACUUUCCCUCUACCCUCCGAGAGGAACAUUCAUGCUGUAAUCAGAGGAGUACAUGCGACACUUUCGGAAAUUGAGAUCAAGGAAGAGUUGCAACAGAGGGGAUAUUCCCCCCUGCACAUAAUUCGCCUGAAACGCGGUGGCGGCGUGCCCAUGCCUUUGGUGGUAGUCAUACUGCCCAAGAUAGAAAAAUCUCAGCAGCUGUUCAACGAACACGAGCUGCUAGGUUUGGCUAUCCGACUAUGGCAAAUUCUGACUGGGAAAAUCGUCGUCCAUUUAACGCAACGUGAGUUACAAAAUGAGGUCGACAAUGUGUGGCAAAAUGAAGAUGAGGCAGAUAGUGACGAAGACUUGUUUGGUGAAUUAUCUGACAGGGACGAAGAUUAUGUCGAUGAACAACAGUCUGAUACUGACAAUGAACAGAGUGAUGAUGGUGAUGAAGUUGUGUUACAGAAUCCUGGUAUAUCAAGCAGGAACACUGCUAGUAUAAUGGGCAAAAACGGUCAUCGCUGGAGUACCAAAUACCAGGACGCAGAGGCCGCACAACGAGAGACAAUAUUGUUUUACAUAUGCCCGGUCCUAAACAACAGGCGAGAUUAG